Molecule: messenger RNA, 804 nt
Organism: Cladophialophora psammophila CBS 110553
Lineage: Eukaryota; Fungi; Ascomycota; Eurotiomycetes; Chaetothyriales; Herpotrichiellaceae
Product: 2-haloacid dehalogenase
Exons: 1
Coding region: 1-804 (267 amino acids)
Molecular function (GO): hydrolase activity, acting on halide bonds, in C-halide compounds
Source: RefSeq, a predicted model, not a curated record
AUGUCCACUACAAAUCCCCCCAAAGCCCUCCUAACCGAUGUCUUCGGUACCGUGGUCGACUGGCGCUCGAGCGUGACAAAGCACCUCACCCUCUCCGCCUCAGAGGCCCUGAAUUCUCCGACGUCGUCCAUUCCCAGCGGCGCGCGCGCCGCCGCCUCGCAGAUCUCCUGGCCCGAGGUCGCCCAACUGUGGCGCACGUCCUAUUACCACUUCACGCGCACGUACGACCCGGCCGCGGCGCAGAAGGACCCUUCCAAGUUCAAGACGGUGGACCAGCACCACGUCGAGGCGCUGCACAAGAUCCUGGUCGACCACGGCCUCGACGGCCUGUGGACCGACGAGGAAGUCCAGAAGAUCAGCAUGAUCUGGCACUUUCUGGACCCGUGGCCCGACUCGUCGCCAGGCUUGGCCAAGCUGAACGACAAGUUCGAGACCGCGACCCUGAGCAACGGCAACACGGCCUUGCUGCAAGAUCUCGCCCGCCACGGCAACCUGCCUUACAAGCACAUCCUCUCCGGCGAGGACUUCGGCGCCUACAAGCCGCAUCCGAGCGUCUACCUCGGCGCCGCCAAGAAGCUGGGCCUGGAACCGGGUGAGUGUGCGCUCGUGGCCGCUCACCUGGGCGAUCUCAAGGCCGCUAGGGGCUGUGGCUAUCAGACCAUCUACAUUGAGAGGUCACAGGAGGAAGGAUGGUCGAAGGAAGACACCGAGGCGGCGAAACAGCAAGGCUGGGUGGAUAUGUGGAUAAGCCUCGACGAGGGCGAUGUAGGCUUCCUGGAGAUUGCCAGGAGGUUUGGCAUAUAA